AUGGGACCAAACCAGCAAACACUACAGAACCAAUUCCCACAACAGAAGAAAGACUCACAACAGAACCAAUACACACAACAGAACAAAGAGCCACAACAGAACCCGCAACCACUAGAGAACCAAUACCUACAACAGAACAAAGAAUCACAACAGAAAAAAUACCCACAACAGAACAAACAACCACAACAGAACAAGCAACCACAACAGAACCAAUACCUACAACAGAACAAACAACCACAACGGGACCAGCAACCACAACAGAACCAAUACCCACAACAAAACAAAGAAUCAAAACAGAACCAAUACCCACAACAAAACAAAGAAUCACAACAGAACAAACAACCACAACGGAACCAGCAACCACAACAGAACCAGCAACCACUACAGAACAGAGAAUCACAACUGAACCAAUACCCACAACAGAACAAAGAAUCACAACAGAACCAGCAACCACUACAGAACCAAUACCCACAACAGAACAAACAAUCACAACAGAACCAAUAUCCACAAAAGAACAAACAUCUACAACGGAACCAGCAACCACAACAGAACCAGCAACCACAACAGAAGCAAUGCCCUCAACAGAACAAACAACCACAACAGAACAAGCAACCAAGACACAACCAAUACGCACAAAAGAACAAAGAAUCACAAAAGAACCAAUACACACAACAGAAGAAAGACCCACAACAGAACCAACAGCCACUACGGAACCAAUACCCAAAACAGACCAAAGAAUCACAACACAAUCAAUAUCCACAACAGAAAAAACAAUCACAACAGAACCAAUAUCCACAAAAGAACAAAGAAUCACAACAGAACCAAUACCCACAACAGAACCAGCAACCACUACGGAACUAAUACCCAUAACAGAACAACGAAUCACAACAGAAUCAAUACCCACAACAGAACAAACAAGCACAACGGAACCAGCAACCACUAUAGAACCAAUACCCACAACAGAACGAACAAUCAGAACAGAACCAAUACCCACAACUGA
Messenger RNA from Octopus sinensis (East Asian common octopus), 1000 nucleotides. RefSeq names its product transcription factor SPT20 homolog. Lineage: Eukaryota; Metazoa; Mollusca; Cephalopoda; Octopoda; Octopodidae. The transcript has 2 exons. The record is from RefSeq and is a predicted model, not a curated record. The coding region runs from base 1 to 861 and encodes 286 amino acids.